Phoenix dactylifera (date palm) is the source of this 3295-nucleotide messenger RNA. RefSeq lists its product as uncharacterized. NCBI's taxonomy places the organism in Eukaryota, Viridiplantae, Streptophyta, Magnoliopsida, Arecales, Arecaceae. The record is from RefSeq and is a predicted model, not a curated record.
GCAUGGGACGAAUAGCAUGUACGGGUCCCAAGAUAUAUCUUACUCGUUCCUAAGUUGGACCACCUUUUUUGUUUGGUCAUCCCAAAUGUCUAAUACGUCACUAUUCGGAAUUUGAAAUCCCACCUUCCUCAAUUCUUCCCCCUUACCUUCCGUUAUUCUAACUAUCAGCGUAAUUCGGCGAGUCAUGCAAUCCUGAGUUUUUAAAAUUUAUUACUCUCUCUCUCUCUCUCUCUGAGCGCCAUUAAUGGCUUCGGCCGUCACGCUUCUUUCUUUUUCUUUUGCCUUCGUGGCUCCUUCCUCGGCUCUCCUCUACUGAAACCCUAACCCUAGCUUUAGCACCAAGGCGAACCGAAAUCGUUCGUAGGAGCUGCAUUGGAGGUGAGAACGGUGAUUGCGGAAGCGCUCGCAUCAUCUCAGACGCCCUGGUUUAUUGUAAUUAGUAACGUAGCAGUGGCUGUUGUUGAUCUUAGAGUGAGAAAAUGGGGGCAGAAAAGGGAGGUUCGAGUGCUUUCUUUAACUUGUUUGAUUGGAAUAGGAAGUCGAAGAAAAAAUUGUUCUCCAAUGGAAGUGCUUCGUCCGAAGGGGUGAUACAAGGGAAGAAAAUUGAUGAUAAUACAUCAACCUCACAGCUUCGCCUGAUUGAUGAGGAUGAGAUGAUUGGAGUAUCAAGUGCAAGGGGAAGCAGUGACCAUAGUUGUACUUCUUCAGUGACUGAUGAAGAAGGAAAUGCAACUAGGGCCCCAGGAGUGGUAGCAAGGCUUAUGGGUUUGGAUUCCAUGCCCAUAUCAGGCGCUUCCGUACCCUAUUCCACCCCCUUACAUGACUCGCGAUCCCUUCAAGAUAACCAUAGCCAGCGAAGAGGUCCCGAGUUCUACAUCAAUGAUCAAUUCAAUCAUGUGAUUAAGAGAUCUGAGGCCUAUUCAAGGAAACCGGUGGGAUUGAGGUCCCAAAAGAUGCCAAGCAGCCCAAUUGAGAGGUUCCAAACAGAAGCAUUGCCUCCUAGAUUAGCAAAAUCUGUCCCAAUUACAUGCCACAAGUUACUGUCGCCAACAAAAAAUCCUGGUUUCAUCUCAGCAAAGGAUGCAGCUCGUAUCAUGGAAGCAGCAGCAAAGAUUCUUGAGCCUGAGGUUCAGACAGGUACAAAGUGUAGAUUUCAGUCUUUGGUGUCACUUCCAAAUCCUAUAAAAGCUCGCGAUUCACAAGAGAUAAUGGCAGCUUCUCAGAGGACAACAAAGCUUGCAGAAUCAUCCAGAAGAUCUGUUGAAUCAGCUGUCAUAAGGUCUCUUAGAGGACAACCUGUGAGCACAAGUUGCAUUGGUUCAGAUGAAACUAUUGUUUAUAGGCCCUCUCCAAGUACAGCUGAAACCAAUCCAGCUGGUGCAAAAAGUAAGGGAAAAUCUAUCUCGCUUGCGGUUCAGGCUAAGGUGAAUGUCCGGAGAAGGGACGGUUUAAGCAUGAGCAAUAGGAGUGCAUCAGUGCAUAUGGACGAUAAUAAAUGUAAAUCAAACAAACUAUUAAAAAGUCAACCAAGUAACCCAAAGAAUAACCUGCAGAAAAGGGCAGCAACCAAUGUUUCCUGUGUGCUCAGGCAAAAUUAUCAGAAGCAGAACUGCCUGGCAAGUAAAAACAAGUUAUCUUCAAGACCAUCGGUUUCUGACCAGCAGGGAAGAAAAGUUCUUUCCAGAGAUGCUUCUUCUGGAAAGAACAAGAUUGUGAAUAAGCUUUCAGGAAACACCCGAAUCGGAUUCAAGAAGGAAGGUUUAGUCACUCCUGACCACACAAAGAAAGUGUUGUCAUCAGAUAGCAAGAACUUGCCUCGCAAGAAAAGAUUGAUAGAGCGGGGCUCCUCUUCUGAGGCUUCUGAUGGUGUUUUAGUGGAUAGGCAUGUAAAGCAUGUUCAGCAUACCGUUGUGAUGGAUGAACAGCCAAGAUGGAGUGGGGAUAAAAGAAGAAAUGGUACAGAUGUUGUAUCCUUUACAUUUACCUCCCCCAUGAUAAAACCAUUGCCUGGAUCUCAGUUCUCUACUAAUGUGGUGGAAAAAGAAGACAAGCAUAAUGAGCACUGUUUUGAUACUGAUUGUGAAAAGAAUGUUUUCGAUUCAGACAACAGAAACCUAUCAUCUCUCAGAUCGGAUGUGAUAGGAGGGGAAUUUUUGGGCCUUCUUUUGGAACAGAAGUUGAGAGAAUUAACAUCUGGAGCUGACUCGCCCUACCGUAGAUUAGUCAGAGGUAACAUCACAGCUGCUGCACCUGUUUCGCAAGAUUCAGUAUCUGCAGUUGAUAUCCAAGAAAUUGCACCUAUGGAACGUGAAAGGGAUCCUUUUGUCAGUUCUUGUAAAGAUGAACCGGGUGAAAUCAUUGAGUCUAGCUUCUCGUUACCUAUUGAUCAGAUGUUGAAUAUGAGCCAUCAUAUGCUGGAGGCAGAAAGGAUGGAAUGUAGCAGCAGCAGUGAGGACCGAAAGGUGCCGGAGCAUCAACAUCAGAGCCCUAUUUCCAUUUUCGAAGCUCCUUUUUCAAAUGAAAGUUGCAGCUCAUCAGAGAGCUGGGAAAGUUCAAAUGGAAGCAAAAUGCAUGAUUCAUCAAUUCAGGCUCAACAUAUUGUUGAUUUGAAUUGCUUCAACAAAACUCCUUCAGUGGAAGCUGAAAUGGAAUUAUCUGACUCAAUCUCCUCAUCGUCCACAGAAAUCAGCAGGACGGCCCAUACAAAUGCAUGCAAUCAGGAGCAGGAAUAUGUGAGAGAGAUAUUAAGCAACACGAAAUCUCUGUUCAAGAACUUAGAUUUGUGUCAAAUGGACCAUGACAGUGGGAUCCUUGAUCCGCUUCUUUUCGACAAGUUGGAAACCGGUGGAAGCCUGACUGCACAGGAAGGAGAGGAAAGGGACUUCAGGAUGAGAAGGAAAAUGUUAUUUGAUUGUGUGAAUGAGUGCUUGGAUUUGAAAUGUAGUCGCUACUUCCAUGCUGGAUAUCGGAUGUGGGCUAAAGGAAUGGCAGUUGUCAUGAAGGAUUUGACAGAAGAACUAUACAGGGAGAUAUCAGGGUGGAGGAGCAUGGGAGAGUGGAUGGUGGAUGAGCUUGUUGAGAGAGACAUGAGUAAUCACUUGGGAAGGUGGGUUGACUUUGAAAUUGAAACAUUUGAAGCUGGAGUAGAGAUGGGGAUGGGGAUAUUAAACUCCUUGGUUGAUGAAGUAGUUGCUGAUUUUAUGAUACAAGUUCAAUUGUAGCAUGCCUAUGUUUCCACUCAACUGUAAGUUACCCACUUAAGAUAUAUAUAUUUCUUUCUUUCUUCCAAUCAAAA